UCGCCAUAUUGGGUACUGAGAAGGUUUGUCUGCAGUUUCUCUCACUACGGGACGAAAUUGACAGAGAGGCUUCAGUUCCUGUGCACUUUGUUUUGAUGAUCCGCGGAGACCACUGCCGGCUUCACGACACCGCGGCCGUUACCGUCUCCAGCUCGACGUAUGCAUGGCAUAAGUCAUUUCACGCUUGUUUUGGAUCUUGCUCAGCGACGAGGAGAUAACCUGUUGUUUUUGAGCGGUGUGUUUUUCUUGUGAAAACUGGACGCUCCCGGCUGUUUGAGAAAUUGUGUCUUUUCUUCGGGGGGGAAAAUGUCAGAUGUUCGACUUUCAAACGGGAGCCCGACGCUGGAGCGGACGGACCCCCGUGUGUCGGAUCACCCGAAACCGUCAGCCUGCAGGAGCCUCUUCGGCUUCGUGGAUCACGAAGAGUUAAAGAAGGAUUUAAAGGGACAUUUGCGGGAGAUGGAAGAGACUGCCUCCGCCAAGUGGGGCUUCGACUUCGCCAAUCACACGCCGCUGGCCAACGACAGGCUCCAGUGGGAAUUAGUGGAUCGCAGAGACGUCCCGGAUUUCUACCACCGGCCGCACCGGAGGGAGAAGGGCGUCUGCUCCGCUGGGAAUAACAAUGUGGAUCUAAAUGGGAAUCAUAACUGUGUUGUGGUAGCUCCGAGCGAUGACACCGACAGGUCUGAGGCGCAGAUGGAGUGCACGGAGCAGUGCACCGGGCUGAGGAAAAGACCUGCACGUCACGACCCCUCGGCCCAAAAUAAGAGGUCACACACCAGCUCAGAUGAGGUUAGUUGUCCAAGUCUGAGCCACUCUGCAGAACACACACCCAGAAAGACCAGCCCCAAGAGACAAACGUGAGGACCACAAACGAGCCGAAGAUGUACGUCCCUCCUUUUUAUGUGGGGAAAGCUCAGUGUUGGCCGAAUUUUUUUUUUUUUUUUUUUUUUUU
This is a messenger RNA of Seriola dumerili (greater amberjack), 955 nucleotides long. RefSeq names its product cyclin dependent kinase inhibitor 1B (gene cdkn1bb). Gene Ontology annotation, molecular function: cyclin-dependent protein serine/threonine kinase inhibitor activity; protein-folding chaperone binding. Bases 307 to 864 code for a protein of 185 amino acids. Gene Ontology annotation, cellular component: nucleus; cytoplasm. Gene Ontology annotation, biological process: regulation of cell cycle; negative regulation of cell population proliferation; G1/S transition of mitotic cell cycle. The record is from RefSeq and is a predicted model, not a curated record. The transcript is spliced from 3 exons. Lineage: Eukaryota; Metazoa; Chordata; Actinopteri; Carangiformes; Carangidae.